Aegilops tauschii subsp. strangulata is the source of this 378-nucleotide messenger RNA. RefSeq names its product ethylene-responsive transcription factor ERF071-like. The record is from RefSeq and is a predicted model, not a curated record. Gene Ontology annotation, biological process: regulation of DNA-templated transcription. Gene Ontology annotation, molecular function: DNA-binding transcription factor activity; DNA binding. NCBI's taxonomy places the organism in Eukaryota, Viridiplantae, Streptophyta, Magnoliopsida, Poales, Poaceae.
AUGCCGCCGUGCCGCCGAGGAGCGUCGGGCUACCGCGGCGUCCGCCAGCGCCCCAACGGUUGGUACUACUCCGACAUCCGGUCCGGCGACGUCCGGCUCGCCCUCGGCACCUUCGAGACGGCGCACGAGGCCGCCCGCGCGUACGACGCGGCGGCGUGGCGCCUAGGCAGGCCGUGCCCGCAGAUGAACUUCCAGGACGUCUACACGCUCCAGCAGGCGCUGGACGUCGCCCCUCCGCCUCGUCUUAUCACGGCACAAGACCGUGCGGAGCACGUUGAGCGGCAGCGCCGCCUCCUCAUCGCCGAGGAGGACGAGCGGGCCAUGGCGGAGUGGCGCUGGCGCCACCCGGAGGACGUCACCGACGAGCAAGCCUACUAG